This is a messenger RNA of Prosopis cineraria, 927 nucleotides long. RefSeq names its product protein SODIUM POTASSIUM ROOT DEFECTIVE 2-like. Bases 199 to 609 code for a protein of 136 amino acids. The transcript has 3 exons. Lineage: Eukaryota; Viridiplantae; Streptophyta; Magnoliopsida; Fabales; Fabaceae. Gene Ontology annotation, molecular function: metal ion binding. The record is from RefSeq and is a predicted model, not a curated record.
CUCAAGCAGCUUCUUUGUCCUGCUCCACAGAGCCUACGCCUAACUAGCCUGUUUUGGAUUUUGCACCAUAAGAGUUGAUAAGGAGCAGCUCGUUGACCUGUAAUAAUCCUUGAGAGAACUAGAAGAAGAACAAGAACAGAGAACUUUCCUCAGCUCAGAAGAACAACCUCUGACUGAGAAUAUUGAAAAGGUGGUGAAAUGGGGAAACUUGGUCGGAUUCUGGAUACGUUCUGUCUCUCAUCAUCAUCGUCUAGCUCAAGCUCCUGCUUCUGUGUGAAUUCCAUGGAGAUUAAGGAUGAUGAGAUUGAGACGAAGCCCUUGUUCGCCAGUGAGAUUAGUGAAGGAGAACAAAAACUCAGAUUGAGGGACGUAGUUUCUGGGAAGCAAACAUUGGCUUUUCAAUUGAAGCCGAAGAUAGUGAUAUUGAAGGUUUCCAUGCAUUGCGAUGGCUGUGCCAAAAAAGUGGAGAAACAUGUGUCCAAGUUAGAAGGAGUGAGCUCAUACAAAGUAGAUCUGGAUAACAAAAUGGUGGUUGUUGUUGGAGACAUUCUUCCCUUGGAAGUGUUACAGAGUGUGUCCAAGGUUAAGAAUGCCCAGCUUUGGUAUUAAUUUAUUUUCCUUUCAUGUUCUUGACAUUCGACAGGGAUAGACACUGGUGGGGAAGAAGAAGAAGAAGAAUGCUUAUUUAUGUUGUCUCUGUUAUUUUGUUCUUAAGAAUUACUGUCUGUGUAUUUAAUAUUUUUCCUAGUUUCUGCAAUUCUCUUGCAGGAUAGCAAAUAUUAUUUAUUUCCGUAUAAUCAUUUGAAAUUCGAUACUGCUGGAUCAUAUUUGAGCAGUGUCAAGUUCAACUGAGCAAAUGGCCUCUGAUUCGAUGAAGACUUGCUACUAGAUAUUUUAAUGAAGGAUGAUAUAACUUUUAUUCUUUAA